AUUGUCAAUCAUUCAUAAUUCAUAAUUUCAUAAUUCAUAAUUUAUCUUUUUUUUUUUUCGUUUUUCAUUAAUUAAAAAAUAAAAUAAAAAAGAAAUGUUGUCAGUGAAUAAUAUGUUAAACCACCACCAGCAACAACAAAAACAGCAGCAACAGCAAUCUACUACUAGAACGACUUAUAAAAGACCGGCCAUUUUAGAUAUCCAUACUCUGCUCAACAAUAAUGAUAAUGAUAUCAAAAGCCCUUUAUUAUCACCUUCAUUGACUUUAUCGUCGUCUUCUCCUACAACCAGUGUUUAUUCUGCUUAUUCAACAACGAGUAACACCAACAAAAAGAAAAGGAAGAAUAGUCAUGAUUCGUUUAUAUCUUCCUGCUCUACAUUGACAACGACAUCUACAGUAACAACACCCACUUUCUAUCACCACACUCAUUCUAGAGAGGAGAGCAGUGAUAACGAUACGGAUGAGGAAGAUCGGGAGGAGGCGGAUGAGGAGGGUCACCACCAUGAGCAUCAUUUGAAAGCGAAAAGAAGAAGAGCCAACACAAAACAACUAGAGGUGUUGAACAGAGUGUUUGAACGCACCUUCUUUCCGUCCACGCAAAUGCGCGCAGAAUUGGGCCGUCAAUUAGGCAUGAGUCCACGUACAGUGCAGAUCUGGUUUCAAAAUAGACGUCAAGCUAUGCGUACGAGAGAGAAGCAAAAACUGAUAAAGAUGAACCGUCCGCAAGAAAAAUAAUUACUCUUUCUUGCUUAUAGUCUAAUGUAGUAAAUAAUAUAAUAACAGACUCCACAUACCCCUAUUAUACCUUUCUUUCAUAUUUUUUCUUUUUUUUUUUUAAUAUACGCUUGUUCACGAUGAACAAAAAGAAAAAUUUUCCCUUAUUUGUCAUUGUCAUUUUUCCUGUUUCUGAUCCCAGGGAGGGGGAGACAGUAUUUUUUUGUAAAUAAAAAAAAAUUAUAUUUCGGACUUUCAAUAAUAUGAAAACUGUGUUUGCAUUUUCAAACAGAAUGAUCCAAUCUUCUUCAAAUGGGGUGUCUUUUUGUUUUGAAGUCCGAUUGCCAAGGUUUCAAUUGGGAAAAGCCAAGCAGAAAA
Mycotypha africana is the source of this 1093-nucleotide messenger RNA. RefSeq lists its product as uncharacterized. Gene Ontology annotation, cellular component: nucleus. NCBI's taxonomy places the organism in Eukaryota, Fungi, Mucoromycota, Mucoromycetes, Mucorales, Mycotyphaceae. The record is from RefSeq and is a predicted model, not a curated record. The transcript has a single exon. Gene Ontology annotation, molecular function: DNA-binding transcription factor activity, RNA polymerase II-specific; sequence-specific double-stranded DNA binding. Gene Ontology annotation, biological process: regulation of transcription by RNA polymerase II. The coding region runs from base 95 to 736 and encodes 213 amino acids.